Eutrema salsugineum is the source of this 515-nucleotide messenger RNA. RefSeq names its product protein DELETION OF SUV3 SUPPRESSOR 1(I). The transcript has 3 exons. Lineage: Eukaryota; Viridiplantae; Streptophyta; Magnoliopsida; Brassicales; Brassicaceae. The record is from RefSeq and is a predicted model, not a curated record. Gene Ontology annotation, cellular component: proteasome complex; proteasome regulatory particle, lid subcomplex. The coding region runs from base 113 to 334 and encodes 73 amino acids. Gene Ontology annotation, biological process: mRNA export from nucleus; double-strand break repair via homologous recombination; proteasome assembly.
UUUAACAUUUACAGGUUUAUUAUUUGGGCGUCUUCUAUUACAGUUUACAGGUUUCGUUAAAGCUCUCAGAGAGAUUUCUCGAUCUUGUUGGUUGCUUAAACAAUCUGUAACUAUGGCGGUAGAACCAAAGGCGACGACUGAGGAAGUAAAGAUGGAUCUGUUCGAGGACGACGAUGAGUUCGAGGAAUUUGAGAUCAACGAAGAUUGGGUGGAGAAAGAGGAAGUGAAGGAAGUUGGUCAGCAAUGGGAGGAUGACUGGGAUGAUGAUGAUGUCAACGACGACUUCUCGCGUCAGUUAAGGAAGGAACUUGAGAGUAGUACUGAUAAUAAAUGAGAUCAGAACAAGAAUCUUAAGGCAUGUCUGUCUUUCACAUUUAAGAACUUUCAAUUUGCAUCCUUUGGUUGAUAGUUACCAUGUACUUGUUCUUUUCCUUCGCACAUUUUACUCUUGGAUGCAAUUAAGGUAACGAAUUUGAACUGUUUUAUCCAUUUAUGAUUAUGAUUGUGUUUGCUAA